Messenger RNA from Caenorhabditis elegans, 4018 nucleotides. It is a transcript of the gene hcp-2, whose product is annotated as HoloCentric chromosome binding Protein. NCBI's taxonomy places the organism in Eukaryota, Metazoa, Nematoda, Chromadorea, Rhabditida, Rhabditidae. The transcript has 8 exons. The record is from RefSeq and is marked reviewed. The coding region runs from base 24 to 3911 and encodes 1295 amino acids.
AGACGAAUUUGAUCAAAUUCAAUAUGGAGGAAAGUACAAACGACGGCGAUGAAAACAAGCCUGCAACUGGGAAGAAGCGACAACAGCUUGAAUCUCCGUUUUCUGCUGCGACACCGAAAUCGCGUCUCGGAAAGGAAUCGAAAAGGUUUUUCGGGCGUUCUGCUAUGAAUUUGGCCGAUGGAAAUCUUGAAGAAACUCGCAUUGAGCCAGACUCGCGCCAUUCGUCUACCAGUACCUCCGACUCUAUUCUUGAUGAUUCUUCAAUCUCCAAUUUUUCCACACUCGCCCCGCCAAAUACCUCCGUUGAUGAUAACAGUGUCUGUGAACCGCCAAGAGCUUCCUCAGCUCAUGAUGUCGAUCCUAAUUUGGAACAAACGAAGGUUUACAGUGAAGACAGCAUCAGCAAAGACUGUAGCAUUGCUGACGAGAGUUUUGCGACUGAUGGUGACGUCACACUGGCGAACGACUUCUUCCAACAAGCAACGAUUCAAGAUCUAGAGAAUACUCCGUCAACACCACUUCGGAGCCAGACACAAGUUGGAGACGAAAGUACACCAACUGCUCCUUCCCCACUUCGUUCGAAAAUUCCAAUCGAGAGUGAGGUUGUGCAGUCAACUUCUGUAGAGUCAGUUCAGUCAACAUCUCAGCAUGAAAAAUCGAGAAUUGAAUAUUCUUUAUAUGAAUUCGAAAUGCUGGAGAAAAAUAUCGAGCAUGAUGAAGUCGUUAAAGAUCUUCAAUUGAAAAUUGAACUUCUUGGAGAGAAACAUAGACAAACUCUUGUUGAAAUUAAAGAAGCUCGUGAAGUUGAAGAGAAAAUGCUCAUGCAACAAGUGGAGGAGGCUGUAAAAAAGACGAAAUCUGAGCGCGAAGCUGCAAAAACUCUGGAACAACUUCUUGAGAAACGGAUUGAAGAGCUCGAGAUGAAAUUAACGGAGCCGAACGGAGAGAAACUACAGUUUGAACAUCAGUUGGAAGAGUUGAAGAGUCGUUGUGAAGAGCUUACUGACAAAGCACUGAAGGUUGAUGUCAUGCAACACAGCAUUGAGGACUACGAAAAAAAGUUUGUGGAGUUGCAAGAAAUGAAAGAGGAGGCUGAUGAACAACUGCAAAAGGCUAAGGAAGACAUUGAGACACUACAGAUGAAGUAUGUGGAAUUGGAGACAACGAUCAACAAAGAGGUGUUCUCCAACUCUGAAAUUGAAACUCUGAAGUCGGAACAUGAAAUUGUUCGUAAACUGAUGUUGGAUGAAAUCCAUCGUCUUGAGAAUGAAAUGUCUGCUCUUCAACCGAAGAAUGAUACUACUGAACUGGAAGAACUUCAGAAGACUCUCGAUGAUCUCAAAAUUGACUGUUGCAAUUUGACUUCAAAAAUGCUUGAACUUCAGUCAGAGCUCGUAGAAGUGAAAGAGAAAGCCACGUCAGAAAUUGGGGAAGCUGUUCAGAAAAACGGUGAACUCCUGGAACAGAUCAAUAGCCUUCGCGUCGAAAAUGCAAAAUUGGUGGACAUGGAAGGUCAGCUAAACGAUGCACAUCGUAAAGCGGAAGAUAAAGAUGUUCGAAUCAGUGAACUAUUGACUACCAUUGAGUCUCUUCGUCAAGAUUCUGAGGCCAGCGAUAAACUUCUAAUGGAUUCGGAGUCUACACAAAAUGAGUAUUCGCUUGCUCUUGAAAACACAGUCUCUGAGUUGGAAACAAUGCGAAGAGAAUAUAAGGCUUCGGUGGAUAAAGUUUGCAGUCUUCAACUGGAACUAGAAGAAAUUCAACAUGAAACAUCAGUUGAAUUGGAAGAGGCGGAAAUAAGAAUUAAAGAAUUGGAGUUGGCACAAGAAGAAGCUGUAAAAACUGGAAGUUCACAGCUCAAGAAGCUAGAAAUUGUUCAAGAAGAUUGUCAGAAGCUUCGUGAUCAAUUGAAGGAGGAACAAAUUCAGCAACUUGUAUCUCUUCGCGAGACUUCUGAAGUCAUGCACCAGGAAUCGGCUCGACAUCAAGAAGAAAAGUACCAGAUUCAGAGCAAGUUGAUGUCGACGGAAGCAGAAGUUAUUGAGCUGAGAUCCUCUAUUGAUUCUCUCCAAGCUGAAGUUCGAGUGCAGUCAGAUUCCGCCGCAGACCAAAAACACAUCCUUGAAGAUUAUUUGAGAAAAAUUCGGCAAGCAGAGGAAACCAACGAAAAACUUCGCUCUGAUUUGGCCUCCUCUGAAGAACAAAUUCUAGAUCUGAAGAAUCAACAGGAAUCAUUGAUUGAUGAUUUGAAGGAAAAAUUGCACUCUGCAGAAAGUACGAAUCAAGAAUUGCAGGUCUCUCUGGAGAUGCUCAAGAUAGAAGUCAGUAAUGCUCGUCAGAAAGUGAUGGAGAGUGAGGUUUUAAAAGAAUCUUUCGAAGCCCUUCAACUGGAGUUGUCGGCAUCACAAGAAGUUUCUCGAUCAGUGGUUGAUGCUGCAGUUCAAGAAAAAGAUGGUCUUCUGAGACUGGUGGAUACGCUGAAGUUGAAAAUUGAAGAUACGGAAAAGUCUGCUCAAGAUCUUCAACAAAGCUCUGUGGAAGAGAUAAAACAACUUCAAUUGGACCUUCAAAAUUUCAAACAAAAUGCUGAAGUUCUCGAAUCUCUGAAUGAAAAACUAAAUUCUAGUCACAAGAGGGAUAUGGUGGCGUUGGCAUCUCAACUAGAAGAGCUUCAACAUAAACUCGUCGUCGGAGAAUCCCAAGUGGAAAAUGUUAAGGAAGAACUGAUUGGAGCUAAGAUAAUGAACAAGGAAAUGGUUGAUGAACUGAAUGCGAAGCUUGGGGAUGCUCUUGAAGGGAUGGAAGAACUGAAAAAGAGCCUAGAAGUAUCCGAAGCUAAAGUUCAGAGAAGAGAAGAAGAGCUAAUCGCUCAAGUAUCGAAACAUCGUGAUCAGCAGGAGCAGCUUCAAUUGACUCUCGACGAGCUCAAAUCGGCUCAACAUUCCACGGAAACAUCCCGUUCCCAGUCAAAUGAACUUGCUGCUCGUAUCGAAGAGCUUGAAGCUUCCAUCUCCUUUGCACAGAAGGCUCUUCAAGAUGUAGAAGACGUCAAACAUCAACAAGACAUUCAGAUAUCUGAGGCGAAUGAGGCAAUGGUAAAGCUGAAGCAAGACUUUGAGACAGAGAGGACAUCACUUCAAAACGAGUUCAACCAAACUGUUUCCGCAGACAAAGAGCAGCUUGGUCAUGCUGAACAAAUGAUUGCUCAGAAAGAAAAAGAGAUUAUCACUCUCCAAGCUCGAAUCGAAGCGAUGUCUCAGCAGUUCGAGGAGCGCCUUGAAGCAUCGAAUGUUUGGAAGACCCAAGCCAUGAAUGUCGGUACACUGACUGAAUCGUUGUCUCAGUUACAAGUACAACUUCAACAAAUGAAUGAGAAGCUGGUUGCAUCGGACAAAUACGCAGUUGAAGUGGAGCAGCAAGCUCAGCAUGAUAUAACUGUGAUCCAGGAAGAGAAGAACGAGCAAUCAGCGGCUCUAGAAGAAGCACUAUCCAAAAUAGCGGAACUUGAGGAGCAACUGGGAAGAGCCCAGAAGGAGAUUGUACGACUCGAGAAGGUGUGUGACGAUUUCGACGACGUUGAACGAGAGCUGAAGGAUGCCAUCUCGAAGCUUCAAUCUGAGAUAAAGCAAUUGAAAGGAAUCAAGAAACCACCAAAAGUAAUGGGACUCCUUCAACAGGCCAGACUUGGAGUGAAGCCGCUGAGUCGUGAACAUUCUCAUGCGGAGCCACCAGAGCCUGUUGUUGAGGACAAGUUCGAAGAUGCUCAGGAUUCGUUCCAAGAAGAGUUUUCCCAUUCGCCAGAUGCUAUCACGUCAUCUACGGUACUCCAUCCAGAUGAUCAUCUUCAAGAAACAACUGCAGUUGAAACGCCGUCGAAGAAGGCGAACCGCUCAAACUGCAACCAGCAAUAAUUUGAACUCGUAUUUUAUUUAUUUUUACUUUUUGUGUGCCAUUACGUAUUUCCGCGCACUACUCAACUGUGAAUGUCUUUCCGGGUCAGAAUAAAUGUCUUUAUGUG